AUGGCACAGAAACGAGCAUCGAACGGAGCACGGUUGCUGAAGGAGGAGAGCGACUUGAUGGUUAUACGGCCGCUGGGUGCCGGUCAGGAGGUGGGCCGAUCCUGCAUCAUGCUCGAGUUCAAGGGGAAAAAGAUUAUGCUUGACUGUGGCAUCCAUCCGGGACUGUCCGGAAUGGAUGCGCUCCCGUUCGUCGAUCUGAUCGAUGCGGAUCAGAUCGAUUUACUGUUCAUCUCGCACUUCCAUCUGGAUCACUGCGGUGCGUUACCAUGGUUUCUGCAAAAGACAUCGUUUAAGGGCCGGUGCUUUAUGACGCACGCCACCAAAGCAAUCUACCGCUGGAUGCUGUCAGAUUACAUUAAGGUGAGCAACAUUUCCACCGACCAAAUGCUGUACACCGAGGCGGAUCUGGAAGCGAGCAUGGAAAAGAUUGAGACGAUCAAUUUUCACGAAGAACGUGACAUCCUUGGCGUACGGUUCUGGGCAUACAACGCGGGCCAUGUGCUCGGUGCAGCAAUGUUUAUGAUUGAAAUUGCAGGCAUUCGGGUGCUGUAUACGGGUGACUUCUCGAGACAGGAAGAUCGGCAUCUAAUGGCGGCAGAAAUACCGGCCAUGCGGCCCGAUGUUCUCAUCACCGAGUCAACGUACGGUACACACAUUCACGAGAAGCGUGAAGAUCGUGAAAAUAGGUUUACCUCACUGGUGCAGAAAAUCGUCACCCAGGGCGGUCGGUGUUUGAUUCCGGUGUUUGCGCUUGGCCGAGCGCAGGAGCUUUUGCUAAUAUUGGAUGAGUACUGGAGCCAGAAUCCGGACUUGCAGGAGAUUCCGAUCUACUACGCAUCCUCGCUGGCGAAGAAAUGUAUGGCCGUGUAUCAGACGUACAUCAAUGCGAUGAACGAUAAAAUCCGCCGACAGAUUGCCAUCAACAAUCCGUUCGUGUUUCGGUUCAUCUCAAAUUUGAAGGGAAUCGAUCACUUCGAUGAUGUCGGUCCGUGUGUCGUGAUGGCAUCGCCCGGUAUGAUGCAGAGUGGACUGUCCCGAGAGUUGUUCGAAUCGUGGUGUACGGAUCCGAAGAAUGGAGUCAUUAUAGCGGGUUACUGCGUGGAGGGCACACUUGCCAAAACGAUCUUGUUCGAACCCGAAGAAAUUACCAGCAUGAACGGGCAGAAGCUGCCACUCAACAUGUCCGUGGACUACAUUUCCUUCUCGGCACACACGGACUAUCAGCAAACGAGUGAAUUUAUUCGUCUGCUGCAACCGACCCACGUGGUGCUCGUGCACGGUGAACAGAACGAGAUGGGACGGUUAAAAUCUGCCCUAAUGAGGGAGUAUGAGGCCAACGCGAAGGUACAAAUUACGUUCCACAAUCCGCGCAACACACAACCGGUGGAGCUUUACUUCCGGGGUGAGAAAACGGCCAAAGUAAUGGGCACGUUGGCCGUUGGUGAACCGGCCGACUGCCAACGGUUGAGCGGGGUGUUGGUGAAGCGCGAAUUCAAGUACCACUUGCUGGCGCCGACCGAUCUUUCCAAGUACACCGACAUGAGCAUGUCGAUCGUCACACAGAAGCAAAGCAUCCAUUGGCCUGGGUCGCCGGUAGUGUUGAAGCUGUUGCUGGAGCGUGCCGGUGGGCCAGGAUCGGUAGUGGAAUGUCCGGUGGCGGCGGGAAGUACGGCGACGGCCCGGUUACGGGUGUGCGAUUGUAUCGAUCUUACGGCGGAUGGCAAGAUCGUUACGCUCGAAUGGCAGGCAACGCCGGUGAACGAUAUGUACGCUGACAUGGUGAUGGCUUGCCUGCUGCAGUGCGAUAUCGCGGGUAGUAACGUGAUCGGGACGCGGAUGUCCAAGGUGGACGAGAAACACUAUCAGGAUUGCCUGAUCGAAACGCUACAGGAACUGUUUGGCGAACAAUCGAUGGAGAAAUUCAUCGACUCGGACCGGCUGACCGUAACUGUGCGUGGGAAGCGUAUCGUGAUCAAUCUGCAUACGCAUGAGGUCGAUUGCGAUCAGGACGAGCAGCUGUACCAGACGGUGUACAUGACCGUGCGCAAGCUGCGACAAAGUUUGUUGUUAUAAACAGGAA
Messenger RNA from Anopheles maculipalpis, 2080 nucleotides. It is a transcript of the gene Cpsf73, whose product is annotated as cleavage and polyadenylation specificity factor 73. Gene Ontology annotation, biological process: mRNA 3'-end processing by stem-loop binding and cleavage. Bases 1 to 2073 code for a protein of 690 amino acids. The record is from RefSeq and is a predicted model, not a curated record. Gene Ontology annotation, molecular function: RNA endonuclease activity; RNA binding; 5'-3' exonuclease activity. Lineage: Eukaryota; Metazoa; Arthropoda; Insecta; Diptera; Culicidae. Gene Ontology annotation, cellular component: mRNA cleavage and polyadenylation specificity factor complex. The transcript has a single exon.